Molecule: messenger RNA, 2605 nt
Organism: Pimephales promelas (fathead minnow)
Lineage: Eukaryota; Metazoa; Chordata; Actinopteri; Cypriniformes; Leuciscidae
Gene: pigs
Product: phosphatidylinositol glycan anchor biosynthesis, class S
Biological process (GO): attachment of GPI anchor to protein
Cellular component (GO): GPI-anchor transamidase complex
Source: RefSeq, a predicted model, not a curated record
ACUCAGUGCCUUCUAGCGUCUGAUUGGAUAGAAUCGACCAAUCGCGUGCCAUGCGGUAGUCAUUUCACACAGCAAUGGCAGCACUGCAGCUUGAAAAGCAGCGAGGUCGAUAUGCUGCUCUUGCCAUCGCUGCAGUGGUCACUGUUGUGGGCAUCCCACUAUGGUGGAAGACCACACAGACCUACCGCGCCUGGCUGCCUUUCUCUGAGAUCAGCGAACUCGACAGCCUCCAGCUCCAGCUUAGUGUUGAUAUCGAGGUGGUCUUCUCUCGGGGAACACUGUCCCCAGAACAGCAGAAAAAGCUUCCACUCAGCCAUGUCAAUGAAAAAGAGCACCAGAUUGAUGCUAAAACGGGUUUGCGGUACAAGUAUGAAACCAGAUAUCGCACUGCCACUAUAAUGGAGGAAGACGCCUUGAAUCAGCCGACUGCUGCAGAGGCAGAUCUAUCCCUACACAUGCUCACUGAGAGCUCUUGUGGGUCUGUGGUUGUGUAUGUGAUCCCUGAGUCCUCCACUUUAUUACCAGAGGAUAUGAAAGUGUACGUGGGGCAACGACGCACUGCGUUGCUGCGUUCUGCUCCUUUUAAACCUUCGUGGAGUCUGAAGGAAGUCCUAUCAAAUCUGGACCUGCAAGUGGAGCAGGUCGUGAGCACCAUGUCCUUCAGUCACCAGGAUAUUGUAGCUGCUCUUAGCGACCGCGUCCGCAUGCCUAAAGUGACUAAGGAGAGUAUGGCAGACAGCAUGAGGGCCAUCAAAUCUAGUCCAGGCUACGAGAUUACAUUCAGUCUGCUCAACCCAGACCCAAAGUCACACAGUCUUCACUGGGACAUCGAAGGCGCCGUUCAGAGCUACAUCCAGCCUUUAUUGGACAAACUUGCCCCUAUAGCCAACUUUUCAGUGGACUCUCAGAUUCUGUAUUAUGCGGUUUUGGGUGUGAAUCCUCGUUUUGACAACAGUGUGUCCGCCUAUACACUCAGUGCAGACAGCCUGUCACAUGUUAUCAACCCCGUUGAAGCAAGACUAGGUUCCAACGCUGCUUCCUCUAACCCUGUCUUGAACUUCCUGCUGUAUGUGCCCGAUGCCCACCACUCUCCUCUCUUCAUCAGAGACCACAGCAAAAAGGAGGUGCCCUCGAACGCCUUUCACAGCCCUCGUUGGGGAGGCAUCAUGGUGUACAAUGUAAACAAAAUGGAGCAUGGAGCUGAAUCUGAAUCUGAACGUCCUGUCGACUUUACCAUCGAUAUGGCUAAAGUGAUGGGUGUGUUCUUGGCACAGUUACGGCUCAUGCUGGGGCUGCAGCACACUCGUCCUCCCACAGGCUUUGUGCUUCAGAGUCCCGGCAGCGCUGGAUUGGCUGAUUGGGAGCUGGACCGACUCCUGUGGAGCCGCAGUGUGGAGAACAUUGCCACCGCCAGCACCACCAUCACCUCGCUAGCUCAGCUGCUCGACCAGAUCGGAAACAUCGUCAUCAAUGACAACAUUGCAGAGCAGGUUUCCAGCGCUGUGACGUCGCUCCAGUCUGCCGUGGCCGAGUUAGAGUCUGGGAACUUGGCUUUUGCGCUCCAGUACAGCAGGGAGGCCAUUUUGGCUUCAGAGAGGGCAUUUUUCGACCCCUCUCUUUUGCAUCUUCUUUAUUUUCCAGAUGAUCAGAAAUUCGCCAUCUACAUUCCUCUCUUUUUACCCAUGUGUGUACCUAUUGUACUCUCGCUGCUGAAAAUUGUGAGCGAAGCUAAGCAAAGGCGAGCAGAUAAGCAAGCUAAAAGAGACUGAGGAACAAGUGUUAUAUACACAUAUUAACGGCUGCUCUUGCGUGGCAUGUUUAAAAACACACUGAGUCAUUAAAAGGUGAUGUGUGUGUGUGUGGUGUAUAUUUAAAUCUUAUUUAUUAGACCAAUAGCCUAGCAGUCAUGGAGUGAGAAGAAAUGGUUACUGCUUAAAUUUACAAAGGCAGCUGUAUUGAACAAUUAUUGGAUGACAUGGUUGAAUCUUUCUGAGAGGAAUUGAUUGUUUUUUAUCUCUGUGCACAUUAUGUGUUGUUCCAUGUCUUGUUUUAACACUGGAACACUCAGAUCAAUAUCUGUUUGUAAGGGUUUAUUUGAACAUUCAGGUUUGUUUUUCAUGUUCUUUGGGGAAACGUUCAUAACAAAAAUAACUUCUACACUGUAAAAAAGAAGAAGAAAUGUUGCUGCGUUAACGUUCAAGUCGUUUAAAUUACAUUAAAUUUACUUUAAAAAAAUAAGUUGAAGCUUGUAUAACUUAAAAAAAAGUUGAAAGUUAUUUUAUGAGCUAUUUUGUCAUAGCUUACUGAACAUCUAAUUUUUAACAGUGUAUUUGCUUACAUGCUUGUAGUUAAUGACAAAUACAAGAAAUGCUUGGAGUAAGAAUGAUUGGGUUCAUGGGUGUAUUAAUUCUUUAUUUCAGCCUAAACCGUUUAUUUAACGUUUAAAUAGGGGGGGGGGGGGGGGGGAAUUAAAAAAAAAUAAGAAAUUAAAAAAUUAUAUAUUAAACUUUUAGGGAAAUUGACCUUAAUGACCUACCUUUGAUAAAGUUGUCUUAUGUAUUGUACAGCUAUCAUGAGAAGAGCAGAAUAAAGUUCAAACUGACAA